Messenger RNA from Danaus chrysippus (African queen), 630 nucleotides. The record is from the annotation of a GenBank genome assembly. Lineage: Eukaryota; Metazoa; Arthropoda; Insecta; Lepidoptera; Nymphalidae.
AUGGCAAAAACUUACGACUAUUUAUUUAAAUUACUUCUUAUAGGUGAUUCCGGAGUGGGAAAAACAUCUAUAUUAUUUAGAUUCUCUGAGGAUGCUUUUAAUAUCUCAUUUAUAUCAACCAUUGGUAUUGACUUCAAAAUUCGUACAAUAGAUUUGGACGGCAAAAAAGUUAAAUUACAAAUAUGGGAUACGGCGGGUCAGGAAAGAUUCCGUACGAUUACAACGGCUUAUUACCGUGGUUCUAUGGGCAUUAUGCUAGUUUAUGAUGUUACAAAUGAGAAGAGCUUUGAAAAUAUUAAGAAUUGGAUUAGGAACAUUGAAGAGAAUGCAAGUGCGGAUGUUGAAAAAAUGAUUCUCGGCAAUAAAUGUGAUUUGGAUGCAAAGAGACAGGUUUCUAAGGAAAGAGGAGAACAAUUAGCUGUAGAAUAUCAGAUCAAAUUUGUAGAAACAUCAGCAAAAGAUUCUUUAAAUGUCGAAUAUGCUUUCUAUACAUUAGCGAGAGAUAUCAAAGCAAAAAUGGAGAAAAAGCAGGAGGCGAGUAACCCUGCGGGUGCUCGUUCAGGGACCCACCAGCUUCGUGAUGAGCGACCCAAGCCCACAUCCUGGCUGGCUCGUUGCUCUGUGCUCUGA